Limulus polyphemus (Atlantic horseshoe crab) is the source of this 1856-nucleotide messenger RNA. RefSeq lists its product as uncharacterized. The coding region runs from base 13 to 855 and encodes 280 amino acids. Lineage: Eukaryota; Metazoa; Arthropoda; Merostomata; Xiphosura; Limulidae. The record is from RefSeq and is a predicted model, not a curated record. The transcript has 5 exons.
UGGAAUGUAAACAUGGCAACCACAGAAACAAAUAAUCAAAUAAAAACAGACUUAAUACUAUCUGUUCAAGAUAUCAAACUUGAAACAGAAACUGCUGAGCCAGUACUGGUUAAAAUAAAUAGUCACGAAGAGAACAAAGAUGAGGCACAAGAGAAAAAAGACCUUGUGUUUACAGAGGUCUCUUUAGACACAAGUCAGAAAAUAAACAAAAACACAAAGGUGCCCAGGAGAAUUCUUCAUUUUAGUGAUGGUGUCUUAGAAGAGUACAGCACAGAUGAUGGAGAAGAAGUUGAAGAUGUAACAGAUUCCACAGCAUUGCUGGAUACAAAACAAAUGGCAUGGAUUCCGUACUUAUGGUACCUGGCCUGGUGGAUGGGGAGUCGAACCUUAGCUGGAUGUGAUUUUCUUGGUGAAAAGCUUGCAUAUUUCUUUGGAAUCACCUCACCAAAGUACCAGUAUGAAUUGGAAGAAUAUCAGAAAAUGUUAGAAGAGAAGGAGGAAGAGAAGAAGAUAGAAGACAUAGAAAAUGUUGGCUGGAAGCAAAUGGAAGAGCAGCUGAGUAGUAUUGAAGUCAAACCUCCAGGUAAAAAUUCCCUGGCAAAUGAGCAGUCCCUUGUUGGUCCAAAUGUUUUAUCAGGGGAUGGUGGAGACAUCCAGAUGACUACCAGAAGUGCCACUACAGGCAUCAAAUCACAAUUAUCUGAUGAUACCUUCUUAACAACAUAUGACACAGAGCCCAACAUGGUUGAAAAUGGUUCUGUGACAUCCACGACUAAUGAUUUGGCUCAGCAGAGUAGGGAUACUUCAGAGACAUCUGAAGUUAAUAUUCAGCCCCAGGAUUGGGAAAGAUUUUGAAGUUAUUUGAUGAAGUACUUGCACAGGAUCUGUAUGAAACUGCACAGUGUGCUACUAAAGUUCCAAAUAAUAUUUAAGGCUAUUGUUCUAUCAUUUUUUGUUGCACAGUUGUAACAAAAAAAAAGAUAUUUAGAAUGUAAAGAUGUAUUUACUUAUGGAAGAUGUUAAAUUAUUAUGUCUAAACAAACAAUUAUCAUACUUUAGUUUUUUUUUUUCACUGAUAGAAGUGAGAAUAAGAACUGAACAACUGGUUUACAAGUUUUGGGGAAAUUGGGAUUCAGGCUUUUGAACAGCAUAAAAUAAGGUUCAGUGUAAGAAAUUAACAAUAUUCCCCAAACUAGAAAUUAAAUCUUAUAAUACAGUUGCACCAUAUGCCUCUACCAUACUGAUUAUUCUGUUUUAAAUAGAUCUAUUAGCUUAUGUAGGCUUGACACAAUGUUCACUGAGACCUCCUCGGAGUGAGACAACAAGUAUGAUAAUCAUUAAUAAAUCAGUUUUGUUAUUCUUUUUAUUAUAAAUCAUAAAUAUUUUUGUUACAAAUAUUACCAUUUGAGCAUUAUUAACAUUAUAAAUGUUAUUGAAUUUAGAAGUUUUGCAAUGUUUUCACCAAAAGCUUCUAAACACUGAUAUCAACAAAAAUAAAAUCUGUUGUUAAUAGUAGCAAUAAUUUAUGCUAACCCUAUGUAGACAGGCUAGGUCAGUUUAAUUGACUUUGUAACCACCAUAUAAACAUGGUAUUAGACACAUAACACUGAAUGUACUAAGUGUAUCUUCACAAAGUUUAGCAAGUUUUUAGAAAACAUUACAAGUUUGUUGUAUACAAAAAAUCAGAUUUUUAAGAAAAUAUUUUUACUAAAGAUUUUUCUGUAAAUUUAUAAACUCUUUACUAAAUCAGUCUUGAGUGAAAGGCAACUUUUAUGCUAAGAAUAAGAAUACUGCUUUUCAUCUUACAGUUUCGUAUUUCAUUUUCAUCACCUCUAGAACCUCCUUAAUUAAUGUCA